Molecule: messenger RNA, 2376 nt
Organism: Electrophorus electricus (electric eel)
Lineage: Eukaryota; Metazoa; Chordata; Actinopteri; Gymnotiformes; Gymnotidae
Gene: snx5
Product: sorting nexin 5
Biological process (GO): retrograde transport, endosome to Golgi; pinocytosis
Cellular component (GO): endosome
Molecular function (GO): dynactin binding; phosphatidylinositol binding
Source: RefSeq, a predicted model, not a curated record
ACAGAAGAAAAAAGUAGCAAUUAGGUAACUGCACUCGACAAAGUUUCGACAAUUUAACUGCAUGCUUGUAACAGAUAAAAACGUGAUAUUACUAUGAUGACCUCUAUCUCGCAGGACGGCGACAGAGACAAGCUGCGGUCAGUGUCUGUGGACCUGAACAAUGACACCCCUCUUCUCAUUGAUAUUCCCGAUGCCCUCUGUGAGCGUGACAAAGUCAAGUUUACAAUCCACACCAAGACGACACUAAACUCCUUCCAGAAGCCGGAUUUUUCUGUCUCACGGCAACAUGAGGACUUCAUCUGGCUUCAUGACACGCUUGUGGAGACUGAGGAUUAUGCUGGCCUUAUCAUCCCCCCUGUUCCUCCUAAGCCAGACUUUGAGAGUCCCAGGGAGAAAAUGCACAAGCUUGGAGAAGGGGAAGCUACUAUGACUAAGGAAGAGUACACUAAAAUGAAGCAGGAACUGGAGGCGGAGUACCUGGCUGUGUUUAAGAAGACUGUGCAGGUGCAUGAAAUUUUCCUCCAAAGGCUCUCUUCUCAUCCAGCCUUUAGCAAAGACAGGAAUUUCCAGAUAUUCUUGGAGUACGACCAGGAUCUUAGUGUGAGGAGAAAAAAUGCCAAAGAAAUGUUUGGUGGCUUCUUCAAGAACAUGGUGAAGAGUGCUGAUGAAGUCCUCAUCUCAGGAGUAAAGGAGGUCGAUGAGUUCUUUGAGCAGGAGAAGACAUUUCUCCUCGAUUAUUUUGGCAAGAUCAAGGAUGCCACUGCCAAAGCAGAGAAAAUGACGCGGUCUCACAAAAACCUUGCCGACGAUUACAUUCAUAUUUCUGCAACGCUGACCACCAUCGCUGCGGAUGACAACGAAGCUUUCAAAAGGCCUUUGGAGAAGAUUGCAGAACUUUUGGAGAAGCUGAGGAAACUGGAGGCCAGGGUAGCAUCGGACCAGGAGCUGAAACUGACUGAACUGUUUAGAUACUACAUGAGAGACAUUCAGGCUGCCAAGGACCUUUUAUAUCGGCGUGCGCGGGCCCUUGCCGACUACGAGAAUUCCAACAAGGCCCUCGACAAGGCUCGUUUGAAGAGCAAGGACGUCGGCCAGGCCGAGGAGCACCAGCAGCAGUGUUUGCAGAAGUUCGACAAGCUCUCUGAGUCUGGCAAGAAGGAGCUCACAAGCUUUAAGGCCAGACGUGUGGUGGCCUUCCGCAAGAACCUGAUCGAAAUGGCUGAACUGGAGAUAAAGCAUGCUAAGAGCAAUAUGUCCCUGCUGCAUGCCUGCAUUGAGCAGCUCCAGAGUAACUGAGCCCCAGCCUGAUCGGCCCAUGCCAGCCUGCCCAAAGGCAAAAUGCAGAAAACCUUCCUCAAGCUCUCGUAGGCUUCCUUAACCACUCCAAGGGCCUACACAAGGACAGCACAUCAUGCCUCCUCCACGUUUACAGGACUGCACCUCUUCCUCUGUCCCUUAAACACUGCUGCGAGAGCUCCUGACCGCGCGACCCUGAGACACAGCUGAGUCCAGGCAAAAUGCUGUGCACGCUCUCCUUAGCGCCUGGCUUUUUUUCAGCAGUAACAAACCAACUCUCUUCUUUGCUUAGCAGCGUCUGUCUGCCCUCUACCUUGCUCGGCUUUUCACUUGACAUUUACUUCUUACCACUCGCAUUCAUGAGCCAGAACUGUUGCACGAAAAAGCUAAAAACGGGACAAACUAACAAUGUGCCCAAAAUGCUUACAGUUCUUUAAAAAAAAUCACCCCUUUGAUUCAUAGCUUUGGCUUUUUUUGGAAUGUGAAAAAUGGGUUCCAGAAGAUAUUUUGCAGAAUGAAAUAUAAUUCACAACACUUUCACAAUACGUUUUUUUUUUUUCCAUCGUUCAAUUGACUUCUUUCAGUUCUUAAUAUUAGUCUUCGCAUGUUUUGUGCACUUUAUAUGUAAUUGGUGGUUACCCAGGUUCAGAGCAGGAUUCCAGUUUUCUGCAUUUAACUUUGACUGACUUGCUUAACAUGCAAAGUAUCAUUGUAUGUUUGCAUACCUUAAUGCUAACACCACCUAGCCCUUCUGCUUCAAGUGCUGUGUGUGAGAUGGCUUCCCCCUCACACUUCACUUGCUGUAGAGACUCAUGAUGACCAACUGCAUAAUGUUAACAGCAGACCAAAUAUCCAUAUGGCACAAGGACGUAGUUACUGUUUUGUAAAAGCACUAUUGGGGAGAAAAAAGUACUUUUCAAUCAUGUUUGAGUUCAGGUUUUUGAAAACAUGUUGGUAUUUUGAUAACAAUGUAUUUCUAAUGGAUUCAGAUGUGCAGUUUCCUGUGAAAUGUCUGUUUUGUAGAGGAAAAAAAGCAACUUGUGAUCAUGGCAUUAAAUAAGUCCUGUUUUCCAAAUCCGA